UAUAUUUCAUACGUACUUCUCUAUUCACACGUUUCUUUCUCGGUUUUUUCUUUUGUCGUAUCUUUCUCUCUCGUUUACAAGUAUACAUACACCAACCAUUCGAAAUUUCGAAUGUUCAGAUAUUAUAUAUCGGUUUAUGGGCUAUGUUAUGUUAUUAAAGCCCAUUAAACCUAUAUAUUCAUAUAUAUCUCAGGAAUGUUAAAUAAUCAUCAUGUAUGGUAUAAACUCACUAGAAUGUUAGAUAAUCAUGAUAUGAUUCUUUCUCUUUUCUGUUACUAUAUGUUUCCACUUUUAGUUGAUUUCUUAGCUGUUUGAUUAGAUCUUCGUCCCUUUACAACGUCUACUUAAUUACUUGUUGAUUUUUUAUGUUUAUAACUAUUUUUAGAUUUUGUGAUAUGUUUUUUCUUUGAAUUGCUUAUAUAUAUUUGACAUUCACGCUUAAAUUGAUCAUUACACACUCAUUUUCGUUUUUAUUUAAGAUAAUUUCAUUCAUACUGUAUAAUCAAAAAUGACUAAAGCCAUCACUCUUGCUAUCUUCAUGGUCAUCCUCGUUUUAGGGAUGGUUACAAAGGAAACGCAAGGAGGAGAAGUAAAAAAGUGUUAUUCAUAUAUCAUAACACCGAAAGAAAACUGCGAGAGUUUGAUAUGUGCAUAUGAAUGUACUAGGAAGUAUAAUGGAUUCGGCGAGUGUUAUGAUACUACGAGCACGACAUGCAUCUGCGCUCAUAAUUGCAAUAUUUGAUUUGUCUUCUGAUUUGUAUCACACACACACAAACUAUUAUCAAUCUUGGUAUUU
This is a messenger RNA of Camelina sativa (false flax), 796 nucleotides long. Its product is annotated as defensin-like protein 125. The record is from RefSeq and is a predicted model, not a curated record. Lineage: Eukaryota; Viridiplantae; Streptophyta; Magnoliopsida; Brassicales; Brassicaceae.